AUGCCCUUAGCUGUGGGGCUGCCUUGGACUGUAGGUACUGAGCUGGAAGAGAGGGAUGGUCCGGUAGAUAAAUCCUCGUCCCCGUUGUUCGGACCUGCCUCCCGGGUGGCUGGCCUCGCUGGUGCUGGAGAGUCUGGGAAAAGCACGAUUGUGAAGCAGAUGAAGAUUAUUCAUGAGGAUGGCUACUCGGAGGAAGAAUGCAAACAGUAUAAAGUGGUUGUCUACAGCAAUACUAUCCAGUCCAUCAUCGCCAUCAUAAGAGCCAUGGGAAGGCUAAAGAUAGACUUUGGGGAAGUUGCCAGAGCAGACGAUGCCCGCCAGUUGUUCGUGUUGGCUGGAAGCGCGGGGCCCGCUGAGCUAGCCGGCGUGAUUAAGCGGUUGUGGAGAGAUGCUGGCGUUCAGGCCUGCUUCAGCCGGUCGAGAGAGUAUCAGCUGAACGACUCGGCGUCAUAUUACCUAAAUGACUUGGAUAGAAUAUCCCAGCCGACCUACAUUCCGACUCAGCAGGACGUUCUGCGGACCAGAGUGAAAACUACAGGCAUCGUGGAAACUAACUUCCCCUUCAAGGUCCUGUACUUCAAGAUGUUCGACGUCGGUGGCCAACGGUCGGAGCGGAAGAAGUGGAUCCACUGCUUUGAAGGCGUGACGGCGAUUAUCUUCUGCGUGGCCCUCAGCGACUACGACCUCGUCUUGGCCGAGGACGAGGAAAUGAACCGGAUGCACGAGAGCAUGAAGCUGUUUGACAGCAUCUGUAACAACAAAUGGUUUACAGACACCUCCAUCAUCCUCUUCCUGAACAAGAAAGACCUGUUUGAGGAAAAGAUUAAGAAGAGCCCGCUAACGAUCUGCUAUCCGGAGUACACGGGCUCCAACACGUACGAGGAAGCCGCUGCCUACAUCCAGUGUCAGUUCGAAGAUCUGAACCGAAGGAAAGACACCAAGGAGAUCUACACCCACUUCACCUGCGCCACCGACACCAAGAACGUGCAGUUUGUCUUCGACGCCGUCACGGAUGUUAUCAUUAAAAACAACCUGAAGGAAUGCGGCCUCUACUGA
This is a messenger RNA of Eurypyga helias (sunbittern), 1056 nucleotides long. RefSeq names its product guanine nucleotide-binding protein G(k) subunit alpha-like. Gene Ontology annotation, molecular function: GTPase activity; G-protein beta/gamma-subunit complex binding; G protein-coupled receptor binding. Gene Ontology annotation, biological process: adenylate cyclase-modulating G protein-coupled receptor signaling pathway. The record is from RefSeq and is a predicted model, not a curated record. NCBI's taxonomy places the organism in Eukaryota, Metazoa, Chordata, Aves, Eurypygiformes, Eurypygidae. Gene Ontology annotation, cellular component: heterotrimeric G-protein complex.